Molecule: messenger RNA, 459 nt
Organism: Alternaria atra
Lineage: Eukaryota; Fungi; Ascomycota; Dothideomycetes; Pleosporales; Pleosporaceae
Exons: 1
Coding region: 1-459 (152 amino acids)
Cellular component (GO): mitochondrion
Molecular function (GO): structural constituent of ribosome
Source: RefSeq, a predicted model, not a curated record
AUGCUGCCCCGGAUGAAGUACCGCAACCCAUCUAUCCCGAUGGAAAUAGCGCGACAUAACGAUCCCGACGGUCCCUCGCUCCUCCAUAUCUACACGGCAACCAAAACCCAACCCACGGCUGGCUCCACAAACUCCCCCACAGCCCAACAGUCAGACUCUUCACCACCGUCUGGCACACCGAACCCGCGCAAUACCCUCGUACCUGAUACCUCGAAACCCACAUACACAAUUGACAUAAGAGAUCAAUCAGACAGCGAGAUCUUGGAGGCACUGGUAGAGAAGAUAGGCGCGCAGGAGAUCAAGCCGACUGAGCAAGAGUUGGCUGAGAUGAAGGAGAUUGCCGAGUUCAAGGAGCGGGCUGAGGCGGACAGAGUGCAGGUUAGGGAGAGGUUAUUGAAGGAGCGGAGAGAGGCAGAGCUGCUUAAGUUGGCGAGGGGAGAGGUACCGGCUACAAACUAA